UAAUGUUCUAACGUUUAACACCGGAGAAAACUUAGGGUGGGAAAUACGAAGAUGGCGCUCGUUCUUAACCUAAUCCCGCCAUCCCAAACCCUCUUUCAGUCGUCGUCCUCCUCCACUCGCCCACUUCCGACUUUCGUUUCCCGCCCAAAUGAAGCAACUCAGGACUGGAAUUCUCUUCUGUUCAAGCUCAAGUGCCGCGGCAGGUUCUCUUGCCUUUUCUCAGACAAUAGCAAACAGGACCAAGCUAGGAAAGCUUUAGAUGGUGCACUUGGUGGAAAGAAAGAUGAAUUCGAGAAAUGGGACAGAGAAAUUAAGAGAAGAGAGGAGGUGAGUGGAGGCGGCAGCACUGGUGGAGGGGGAUGGUUUGGGUGGGGUAGAUGGUUUGGAUGGUCGAAUGAUGGCAAUUUCUGGCAAGAAGCACAACAAGCAAGUCUUGCUGUGAUAGGUAUCGUCGUGAUGUACCUCAUAAUUGCUAAGGGAGAACUGAUGCUUGCUGUCAUCUUCAAUCCGUUGCUAUACGCCUUGCGAGGGACAAGAAGUGGGUUUGCUUUCUUAACUUCGAGAAUCUUAAGGAAGGCAGCACCAGAUGGCCAUAAUAUCUCGAUGAAGGAAGCCUACAGCACUGUCUCCGCUAAAGAGAGUGUUCUAAGAAAAUGGGGAAGUGACUAGUGAGUGAUGAUUUUGUUUCAGUUUGAGAUCACUCCUAACAUGCAUUGAGAAUGUGACCACUAUUUUUUGUACCUCAAUUCCAGAACGCGUUUAAUUUGCUGCAAUGCUGAACUUGUGAUCAGGCCCCUUGAAUGAACAACUUGUGGAUUCAACUUUAAAAUCACGAAAAUACUAUCUAAUGGUAUUUUCAUUCAAUUAUAUACUGUUAUAUGAAAAAGUUAACGUAAAUAAUACUAUGUGAUUGACUUUGUA
This is a messenger RNA of Pyrus x bretschneideri (Chinese white pear), 921 nucleotides long. RefSeq lists its product as uncharacterized. The coding region runs from base 52 to 669 and encodes 205 amino acids. The record is from RefSeq and is a predicted model, not a curated record. NCBI's taxonomy places the organism in Eukaryota, Viridiplantae, Streptophyta, Magnoliopsida, Rosales, Rosaceae. The transcript has 3 exons.